Molecule: messenger RNA, 1518 nt
Organism: Oryzias latipes (Japanese medaka)
Lineage: Eukaryota; Metazoa; Chordata; Actinopteri; Beloniformes; Adrianichthyidae
Gene: acta1a
Product: actin alpha 1, skeletal muscle a
Source: RefSeq, a predicted model, not a curated record
AGGGAAGGAAUCCGGGCUGGAAUGGAGGGGAAGGCGUAUAUAAGGACCCCGGCGUUGUCGGGAUGUCACCGCCGUCACCUGGCUACACCAGCAGCGCUUGAUUUCCUCACCGACAGCCGGAGGCAAACGGAGAGUCUGCAGACAUGUGCGACGACGAUGAGACCACGGCCCUCGUGUGCGAUAACGGCUCAGGGCUGGUGAAGGCUGGCUUCGCCGGCGACGAUGCCCCCAGGGCCGUCUUCCCCUCCAUCGUGGGCCGUCCCCGCCACCAGGGCGUGAUGGUCGGCAUGGGUCAGAAAGACUCCUACGUGGGUGACGAGGCUCAGAGCAAGAGGGGCAUCCUGACCCUGAAGUACCCCAUCGAGCACGGCAUCAUCACCAACUGGGACGACAUGGAGAAGAUCUGGCAUCACACCUUCUACAACGAGCUGCGCGUGGCCCCCGAGGAGCACCCCACCCUGCUGACGGAGGCCCCCCUCAACCCCAAAGCCAACAGGGAGAAAAUGACCCAGAUCAUGUUUGAGACCUUCAACGUUCCUGCCAUGUACGUGGCCAUCCAGGCCGUUCUGUCGCUCUACGCCUCCGGCCGAACCACAGGUAUCGUUCUGGACUCUGGUGACGGCGUGACCCACAAUGUCCCCAUCUACGAGGGCUACGCUCUGCCGCACGCCAUCAUGCGCCUGGACCUGGCAGGCCGGGAUCUGACAGACUACCUGAUGAAGAUCCUGACUGAGCGCGGUUACUCCUUCGUCACAACAGCGGAGCGUGAGAUCGUGCGCGACAUCAAAGAGAAACUUUGCUACGUAGCUCUGGACUUUGAGAACGAGAUGGCCACGGCAGCCUCCUCCUCCUCCCUGGAGAAGAGCUACGAGCUUCCAGACGGUCAGGUCAUCACCAUCGGCAACGAGCGCUUCCGCUGUCCUGAAACUCUGUUCCAGCCGUCUUUCAUCGGUAUGGAGUCCGCCGGCAUCCAUGAGACCGCCUACAACAGCAUCAUGAAGUGUGACAUCGACAUCCGUAAGGACCUGUACGCCAACAACGUGCUCUCCGGCGGCACCACCAUGUACCCGGGUAUCGCUGACCGCAUGCAGAAGGAGAUCACGGCUCUGGCUCCCAGCACCAUGAAGAUCAAGAUCAUUGCCCCUCCUGAGCGUAAAUACUCCGUCUGGAUCGGUGGCUCCAUCCUGGCCUCCCUCUCCACCUUUCAGCAGAUGUGGAUCAGCAAGCAGGAGUACGACGAGGCCGGCCCGAGCAUCGUCCACCGCAAGUGCUUCUAACUGUCAGAACCGUCAGACCUGUAGGACUGUGACCCGGCUGCAUCUCCCAGCGUGACAUUUGUUUUCCAGCAGCAGGGGGCGUAUUUUCAACUUGUAAAUAACUUAUUUAUUCCGUAUAUUUGUCAUGUUUUGAAUGUAAAUCCUUUUCUGUGCAUGAGCUUCGAGGUACGACGCGGUCCAGCUCGGACUGUCAGAAUAAAAGACCAAAUGAAUCAUCAAAAUAAACCAAAGUAUGAACUGA